AUGAGGACCGGCGAGGAAGUGGCCAAGGCCGUCGUAGAGGGUGGCACCAGCUACCGGAGCAUGCAGCAAUCUGAGGGGCUUCCACCGAUGGUGAGGGCGGAGGCCAACUGGGAGCGGCUGGUGUGCGCGGCGCUGCGCGGGAAGCGGCUCGUCGGCGCCUACGGGCAACUGGUCACCGGCAUCGCCGGGAACGUGCCGUCGUCGCUCGGCAACAACGUGCACAUCGAGGAGGUGCUCCGCGCCGCCGACGAGAUCUAG
Molecule: messenger RNA, 258 nt
Organism: Miscanthus lutarioriparius
Lineage: Eukaryota; Viridiplantae; Streptophyta; Magnoliopsida; Poales; Poaceae
Source: the annotation of a GenBank genome assembly